Molecule: messenger RNA, 4093 nt
Organism: Sinocyclocheilus grahami
Lineage: Eukaryota; Metazoa; Chordata; Actinopteri; Cypriniformes; Cyprinidae
Gene: mppe1
Product: metallophosphoesterase 1
Exons: 9
Coding region: 279-1424 (381 amino acids)
Biological process (GO): endoplasmic reticulum to Golgi vesicle-mediated transport; GPI anchor biosynthetic process
Cellular component (GO): endoplasmic reticulum-Golgi intermediate compartment
Molecular function (GO): phosphoric diester hydrolase activity
Source: RefSeq, a predicted model, not a curated record
UGCUCUUGGCGAGGUCGCUGCUUCCGCUGACAGGAUUUCAAAAUCGUGAUCUGCGAUAUACUGUUUUUUCCUCAUUAAAAUAUACAGCGACCGUAUGAGGAAUUAUAUUGCAAUGGGUCUUCCGUUUUGAAGGUUUUUUUUUAAUGUAAAAUGAAAUUUUAGUGCGAAUGAAGCCUAUAGGAGGAUGUUGCUUCAGGCACGUUACAGACGAAUUUUCUUCUGCCAACAGAUUUAACGCGUGUAUCGUGUUCUUUUGAUGUACAACUCGGGUUAGUGUAAUGAUCUCGAUGUACGGAUCAAGUGGUAAAAUAGCUGUGUCGCUGAUAUUCACGUUUGUCAGCGUGUUUGUAUUGUGUGAAUAUGUGAUUUAUUAUCCUGUUAUUCUGCGAUGCUCAUGGCCUCGUAUUGAGACUGUAGAUUCACAUGUACCUUUACGGGCGUUAUUUCUCUCCGAUACUCACUUACUUGGGGCCAUCAAAGGACACUGGCUCGACAAAUUCAGAAGAGAAUGGCAGAUGGAAAGGGCAUUCCAGACAUCUCUGUGGCUUCUAAAUCCAGAAAUUGUCUUCAUUUUAGGAGAUGUAUUUGAUGAGGGCAAGUGGAGCUCCAGUGAGGACUGGGAAGAUGACGUCAGACGUUUUAAACGGAUCUUCCAUCAUCCUAGUCACACAGAGCUUGUGGUUCUUAUCGGAAAUCACGACAUCGGCUUCCAUAACGAAAUGACUAAGCAGAAGUUGGAGCGAUUUGAGCGAGUGUUUAACGUGACGUCAGCACGGAUCCUAACCAUUAAAGGAGUCAAUUUUUUGCUGGUGAAUAGUGUUGCAUUACAUGGCGAUCACUGCCCCAUCUGCCAACGUGUGGAGGAGGAGUUACACAAACUCUCACAUGCUCUUAACUGCUCCAUUCAGGGUGCACAGCAUUAUGGCCAGUGCAAGAACACAAAGAGUUUUGCCCCAACAGCACCUGUUCUGCUACAGCAUUACCCUCUGUAUAGAGUGAGUGAUGCUAUGUGUACAGGUGUAGAUGCAGCCCCACUGGAUGAUCGGUACCAGCUAUUUCAGGAGCGUUAUGAUGUUUUAUCUAAGAAUGCCUCCAAAAAGCUCUUGUGGUGGUUCAAGCCCCGCCUAAUCCUGAGUGGCCACACUCACCAUGGCUGUGAGGUACUGCAUGAAAACCUCUAUCCUGAAAUCAGUGUCCCGUCCUUCAGCUGGAGAAACCGCAACAACCCCAGCUUCAUCCUGGGCACAUUCUCUAGGUCUGACUUCCGGUUGUCAAAGUGUUUUUUGCCAGAGGAGAGGAGCGUGUUAGCACUUUACUGCAGCAGCUGUCUGAUCAUUGCACUGAUAACACUCAGCCAUAUGAAGAUGUUCAGAAGAUCACUGCAUAUGCUAAAUAGCCUUCUAAGAAAGCACAAGGCUUUGUAACAUGCACGAAAGGCAUGUGAGAGUUAUGUUUGUAUAACAAUGUAACAAUGUUACCAAUGAUAACAAUGUAUCAUUGUUAAUGAUAACAAAAGUUUAACAGGAAGCCCUGAGUUCAAAUGCACAGAAACAAGAAAAUGUUGAAAAUGAUUUUACUGGUUUGGAUGUUCUCAGUGUCUUUGUUUUCUGGUUUAAAAUGCUGAAUAAAUUAUUUUGAUGUACAACAGAUUGGUCCAAACAGAAGUCAUAAUUUCAAAACAUAGUCUUAACAUAGUCAGUGAAACAGAAGUAUGUGUGGACAAAACUGUGAAUAAUUUUAAUUUGCUUUUACAUAAAAUGACCAUCUCCCAAAAGUCAACUCUUUUGUCUUUCAUACUUAACCUGCAAAAGGUUUAUAUAUUUGCAGCACAUUUUUGUUUGAAAAAACAGCAAUUGGUGGGCAAAGAAGAGUGACAGAGAGAGUGAGCACCAGAACCCUCAGAGUACCAUACAUACAGUAUGAGCAAUUUAAUAAUUUCAUUAUAUUUGCAGCCCUGGAAUUUCAGCUUUUUUUUUUAAACUUACAAUAUUAUUAUUAUAUGCACAGACAUGCAACCAAAUUGUUACUCAAUUUUUGGUUAUUAACCAAGGCGUAAUAAAGUGAAAAAGACAUACAGAUUUCUGUAAAAACUAAUUUAAACUCAAACCACCAUUAUAUACCAAACUUUAUUUUUUUAGUUUAGGAAGUGAGAUUAACUGUUUGGUCAAGAUUUAUGUUGGUAUUGCAGACUGGAAGAAGAGUUUUGAAAAAGUGGUUCAGUAUUCGCCAACGAAAAAAAAAAGACAUUUGGAAAUAAGAAAUUUUAGCAGCAACCCACUUUUCAAGUUGUGAUUAUAAAACAACUAAGGCAAACAUUUUUUUAGAGGUAUUUUAUUUGCAAAAUUACAUUUCUUCCCACAUUGCCAUUCUAAACAUAGACCAAGGUCUUCUAAUGUGCCUCAUUAUUAAAAUAAAUGUUACUAAAUGAAAAAGAAACAAUAAAUUAUUUUUCUUCAUCGUCACUUGUAUUUUUAGUUUCUGAAGUAAGUUUGACCAUGAACCAUAAAAGCUGCAGAGGAUAGUAAGGAGAAUAAAGCCUUUCUACCAGUGUUACAGCCACUCACAGCCUAAGUCACAUCACACACUGUCCCUGCACUUCACCAGUUGAGAAAUAGAGUCAGGGAUCCAAAACAGUUAACAGUUUAUGUGGCAUUGUGCAUGGACUUAAGUGUGUAUGUAUUAAAUUUAAGUCAGCCACUCAUGUAUUAAAGGAUUAUUUCUCCUGAAAAUUAGAUUUACUCAAACUCAAGCUGUUAGAAUCUGCAUGCGGUUUAUCUUUUGAACACACAAAUGAUUUUUCAUGAAGUUAUUUCUGUACAAAUGCUUAAUAAACAAACAAAAAAAAUUGCAUUGCACUAUUCCUUUGACUUAUAACUGCCCCACUGGUGAGUGAGAGAGACAUAUGGACACACUUGAGCUGUGAGACACACUAUUAGUGCUCACAUUCACAAUGCCAGCGCAGUCAGUCAGGACGGUCAGACUAGGGAUUUUAUAUAUAUAUAUAUAUCACUAGUCUUACUUCCUCAUUCCUUCAAUAUUAUGCAUUUGUAUAUGCAUAGCUAUGCAUACAACCUUGCUAAACAUUCAUAAAUAUGUAUACAUUUAGGCACACAUAUUAUGAAUAAUUGUACAUACAUAUUUAUAGAAUAUGUAUUUUCAUGUUUUUAUAAAUGUAUAUGUACACAUAGAAUGCACAUGUACAGUACAAAGCGGCAUAUCUGCAAAUGUAUGCACACAAGCAUUCGAUCUCACAUAUCUACACACUUUCACCAGCACGACCCCGCGUACAGUCUGCAUAUAUGCCACUUCUAAAAAUGCACCCUACCUGAAACAACAGAACGUCAAAAUUUUGGAUAUAUUUCCAAAGUUUUUUGAAGCUGAGUCCGUCCGACAAAAACAGAAAUUCAAAGAACUGUAAGACAUACUGUAUUUGCAGUUUCUAAACAAAGUGGUUAAUUUUGCAUAUUGUAUACCAAGAUUUUUUGCCUAAUUUUUCUUCAUUUUAUAGUAAAAGACAUUUUAAAUAGCUUUAUAAACCAGAAGAAAAAAAAAUCAGUCUACAGAGCGAUUUGCCAUCAGCACGCUGUGCUGCAUGUAAGAUUUGACAUCAAGCUGUACACCGCAGUCCAAUCACACAUAAUUUAUCUUCAUUUUGAGGUACAGCCAUAUUCAAAGGCACAAAGAGCUUCUACAAGUCAAAGUUUUGUCUUUCUUGUUGAAGUUAUACAAAAUAAAAUUUUGCAGUCCUGUACAAGAUCGAGCAACCUUGCACAUUCUUUAGAAUAACAAAACAAAACCCUUAAAAAUAUAUUGUGUUCUUCUUUAUAUCAAUAUUUAGAACUACCUCCCAAAUAAGGCCUGCCCAUACUAAAGGAGGCAUCGGUUGGCGGUGACGGUUCUCCAAAGAUGGAUUGCCGAUGGCGCCCACUGAGGAAAAAAAUGCAGAGUAUGACAAAUCCCACAAGCCCCUGCUCCUGCUCUGUGCUCUGUAGUUGGUUACAAACUCCUAUCUAGCCCUGAAGUCCUUUCUGCAUGCUUUGCAGAAAAAAAGCAAAAAGGCAAUUAAAAACUAAACUAAAACAGUGAAAAAAAA